UUUCCAUUGGUGCACCAAGGGUACAAGCCUAUUAUUCAGUGGGAUUUGGAAUGCCUAGAGAAUUGCCUUUGUGAAGAGCUGGAAGUCAUUUCUUUACAUUCUGUCUCUUAGUUUUCCAUAGGAACAUCCAGAAACCAUGAAUAACUUUAGUAAUGAAGAGUUUGAUUGCCACUUCCUUGAUGAAGGUUUUACUGCCAAGGACAUUCUGGACCAAAAAAUUAAUGAAGUUUCUUCUUCAGAUGAUAAAGAUGCCUUCUAUGUUGCGGACCUUGGAGACAUCCUAAAGAAACAUCUGAGAUGGUUAAAAGCUCUUCCUCGUGUCACACCCUUUUAUGCAGUCAAAUGUAACGAUAGCAGAGCUAUAGUGAAGACCCUAGCUGCCAUAGGGACAGGAUUUGACUGUGCUAGCAAGACUGAAAUACAAUUGGUACAGAGUCUUGGUGUGCCUCCAGAGAGGAUAAUCUAUGCAAAUCCUUGUAAACAAGUAUCUCAAAUUAAGUAUGCUGCCAAUAAUGGAGUUCAGAUGAUGACUUUUGAUAGUGAAGUCGAGUUGAUGAAAGUUGCCAGGGCACAUCCAAAGGCAAAAUUGGUUUUGCGGAUUGCCACUGAUGAUUCCAAAGCAGUCUGUCACCUUAGUGUUAAAUUUUGUGCCAUGCUCAAAACCAGUAGGCUUCUUUUGGAACGUGCUAAAGAGCUAAAUAUUGAUGUCAUUGGUGUCAGUUUCCAUGUGGGAAGUGGCUGUACUGACCCCGAGACCUUUGUGCAAGCAAUCUCUGAUGCCCGCUGUGUCUUUGACAUGGGAACUGAGGUUGGUUUCAGCAUGUAUCUGCUUGAUAUUGGUGGUGGCUUUCCUGGAUCUGAGGAUGUGAAGCUAAAAUUUGAAGAGAUCACGAAUGUCAUCAAUCCAGCAUUGGACAAGUAUUUUCCCUCAGACUCUGGUGUGAAAAUCAUAGCUGAGCCAGGCAGAUACUAUGUUGCAUCAGCUUUCACCCUUGCUGUUAAUAUCAUUGCCAAGAAAAUCGUAUUAAAGGAACAGACAGGCUCUGAUGAUGAAGAUGAAUCUAGUGAACAAACCUUUAUGUAUUAUGUGAAUGAUGGCGUAUAUGGAUCAUUUAAUUGCAUCCUUUAUGACCAUGCACAUGUAAAGCCUCUUCUGCAAAAGAGACCCAAACCAGAUGAGAAAUACUACUCAUCUAGCAUAUGGGGACCGACAUGUGAUGGCCUUGAUCGGAUUGUUGAGCGCUGUGACCUGCCAGAAAUGCAUGUGGGUGAUUGGAUGCUGUUUGAAAACAUGGGUGCUUACACUGUUGCUGCUGCUUCUACUUUCAAUGGGUUCCAGAGGCCAACUAUCUACUAUGUGAUGUCUGGUCCAACAUGGCAACUCACGCAGCAAAUCAAGAACCACGAGUUCCCGUCUGAAGUAGAGGAGCAGGAUAUCAGCACUCUGCCAGUGUCUUGUGCUUGGGAAAGUGGAAUGAAACGUCAUCCAACAACUUGUGCUUCAGCUAGUAUUAAUGUGUAGAUAACAUUUUUGUAGCUGUUAACUGCGAGUCUAGCUUGAAUUAAGGGAUUUGGAGGGGAACAUUUAACUUAAUUAUUGCUAGUUUUGAAAUGUCUUUAUAAGAAUAGGGUUGGCACAGAUGCAGCAAUAUGGAAGACUAGGAGAUGGGGUCACACUUAUCUGUGUUCCUAUGGAAACUAUUUGAAUAUUUGUUUUAUAUGCAUUUUUAUUCACUUUUCAAACAUGCUACUAAAGAAUGCACCUAGCUGCCGAGCAAGCAUUUGUAGCUUGUCCAGUGGCAGAAAGGGCCAAGAGUUGUGUUGUGACCUGUUUUAAAAAUAAAAUAUCUUGAAAUAA
Messenger RNA from Orycteropus afer afer, 1858 nucleotides. RefSeq names its product ornithine decarboxylase 1 (gene ODC1). The record is from RefSeq and is a predicted model, not a curated record. Gene Ontology annotation, molecular function: ornithine decarboxylase activity. Lineage: Eukaryota; Metazoa; Chordata; Mammalia; Tubulidentata; Orycteropodidae. Gene Ontology annotation, cellular component: cytoplasm.